AUAGUUUCUUCAUAAAAUAUUACAAUAAGAUAAAAAUCCUGUUAGAAUUUGACUCUUGUCUACGCUCUCAAUUAUUCUAUGCAGUUUUGUCAGCAAGGUCAUGAAUUUUGUUUUGAAUAAAAAAAAUGAUUGAAACAUUCUUUUUUGAACACGAAAUAAUUAAUAUAUUUUUGCUUUGUUUUAUGCGUUUUUAUUAAUAUUGCUUAAAUAAUAACAUUGUGAAAAUUUUCUAGUUGAUAGGUCUUCGAAUUGAGGUACAAACUAUUAACCCAGAAAAAAGAUAAUAAUAAUCAUCAAGAUUUGAUUAGAUCUGAAUAGAAUUCAAAAACAGCAGCUUUCCACAAAACCUAUGACCUGAAUAAAAUCCAUGAUAGAAAGAUGAGAGCGUAGACAAGAGUCAAAUUCUAACAGGAUUUUUAUCUUAUUGUAAUAUUUUAUGAAGAAACUAUCAAUUCUGAAUUUAGUUUUCGAUGUAUUCUCUUUAAUUUAGAUUUUGAUUAUAAAUACUUACUUUCAUCACCGGAAUUAUUUAUUGAAAAACAUUCGAAUGAUUCAAAUAUAAUAAAUCUUGGUUUAGCACUUGAUCAAGUUAAAGUUUCAUCAUCAUUAAUUAUUACUUCAAGUUGGAUAUAUUCAUAUUAUUUAGAAUAUAACCCAUCAUCAUUAUUAAUAUUUGAUUUAUUAAAUCGAAUAACAUUAUUUGAGGAUUUUAAUUUGUGCAUUAAUAAUUUAUUAUCAUCAAGAAAUAUUCUUUCUAUUAAUAAACGAAUAGAAAUAAUUGAAUAUUCAAUCAAACAAAUUAUUUCGAAAGAUGAUGAACAAUGGAAAAUAUUAGAAGAAAAAUUAAAUAAAUGUUUAUUACGUCUUAAAGUUUUAUAUAAACUUUUACCAGAUUAUUACACAGGAUGA
Messenger RNA from Rotaria sp. Silwood2, 909 nucleotides. Lineage: Eukaryota; Metazoa; Rotifera; Eurotatoria; Philodinida; Philodinidae. The record is from the annotation of a GenBank genome assembly.